AUGGUCGGCCCAGUGGCUUUGCCUUUAUCUUUGACAGUGGGGCCGGCGUUGUCCGACGAAGCUGAGGAAGCGCCCACGCCAGCCGAGGACGACGCCCUAUUAUCGGUUCCCUUCGACGUAGAAGCCACACUGUUGAAAAGCGCCUCCAUUCGUUGCGCACCGGUCGGUCGCCCCGACUCUAAAGGAUGA
This is a messenger RNA of Puccinia triticina, 189 nucleotides long. RefSeq lists its product as uncharacterized. The record is from RefSeq and is a predicted model, not a curated record. The coding region runs from base 1 to 189 and encodes 62 amino acids. Lineage: Eukaryota; Fungi; Basidiomycota; Pucciniomycetes; Pucciniales; Pucciniaceae. The transcript has a single exon.